Molecule: messenger RNA, 18615 nt
Organism: Podarcis lilfordi (Lilford's wall lizard)
Lineage: Eukaryota; Metazoa; Chordata; Lepidosauria; Squamata; Lacertidae
Source: the annotation of a GenBank genome assembly
AGCAAAAGUAGAUUGCACAAUCCGAGCUUGACAGCAGGUUCGUAGAAAAGGCAGAGGUGGAAAUUCCACACUCAAGCCCCACCUUCUCCAUGCUAUAAAUUUGGACAGAGGCUUCUGGAGUGAGAACCAAAGCAGAAGAGGAGCAAGCAGCCUUGGAUUGAGAAGCGCAGGUAAGGAGGCCUCCAUAGAUUCCCCUCCCACCUGGUUCCUGGUCACAGGCAUCCUCCUCUCUCGGUGGCUCUGCUGAGGAGAUGAUGGAUGGGGAGACUUCCUUUGGAGAGGAUACCCAAGCUCACCUUUGCAGCCAAAUCCUGAAGCUCCUUCCCCUCCACCCUGCAGCCCCUUCCACCCAGAUUGCCAGAGCUUGCCCCCUGCCAAUUGGGGUUGCCAAGAGAAGCUUCCAGGGAAUGGUCAUGUCUUUCAGAUACUGGCAGGUUGCAGCUCAAGAGGCAAAAUGGUGUAGUGGUUAGAGCAGGUGUUGGCGUGUCACGCAAACGCUCCCCGUGCUCCUGCCAGGGCUGGAAAGAGGUUUAUUUAACCUCAGGUUUGCUAGGAAAACUCAAUUACUGCGUCGCGAAAUGAUGCAUGUCUAAAAAAGUGUGUCACCAAUAUGAAAAGUUUGGAAAGGUCUGGGUUAGUGUGACGGAAUGGGAGCUGGGUUCAAAUCCUUCCACACAGCCACGAAUGACGCUUGCUGGGUGGUGAAUUUGGGCCAGCCGCUACCUCUCAACCCAGCCUACCUUACAAGAUUGUUGUGGGGAUUAAAUGAGGAGGAGGGAUGAACCAUGUACGCCACCUUGAGCUCAUUUGAGAAAAAGGUGGGAUAUAUAAAUGAAAUAAAUAAGGGUCUAAGGCAGGGGCAGGCAACCUAACGCCCGUGGGCCAGAUGCAGCCCAAUCGCCUUCUCAAUCCGGCCCACAGAUGAUGAGGGAUUCAGCAUGUUUUUACAUGAGUGGAAUGUGUCCUUUUAUUUAAAAUGCGUCUCUGGGUUAUUUGCGGGGCCUGCCUGGUGUUUUUACAUGAGUAGAAUGUGUCCUUUUAUUUAAAAUGCAUCUCUGGGUUAUUUGCGGGGCCUGCCUGGUGUUUUUACAUGAGUAGAAUGUGUGCUUUUAUUUAAAAUGCAUCUAUGGGUUAUUUGUGGGGGCAUAGGAAUUCGUUCAUUUUUUUCUUCAAAAUAUAGUCUGGCUCCCCACAAGGUCUGAGGGAUGGUGGACCGGCCUCCUGCUGAAAAAGUUUGCUGACCCCUGCACUAGAAUAUAGGAUCUAUGUUUACCAAUAAAUCAUUGGAAAAUACUUACUAGAUUUUUGGUUUUAUUAAUCUAUCUAAGGAUUUGUUUUUCACUGGGUCGUGAACAACAACUUCCAGCAACAAAACAAUUUUUCUGGCCCUGAGCUGUGGUAUGUCUAAGGCCCAGCUAGCAUGAGUUGCCAUAUUUUGAAGAGCAAAAAGGAGGACGCUAUGAUGACUCUCAUUUUAAAUACCCCUGCUCUAUGUAGGCUAUAAAAGGGACGCGGGUGGUGCUGUGGUCUAAAGCACAGAGCCUAGGGCUUGCUGAUCAGAAGGUCGGUGGUUCGAAUCCCCGCGAUGGAGUGAGCUCCCGUUGCUUGGUCCCAGCUCCUGCCAACCUAGCAGUUUGAAAGCAUGUCAAAGUGCAAGUAGAUAAAUAGGUACCGCUCCAGUGGGAAGGUAAACAGCGUUUCCGUGCGCUGCUCUGGUUCGCCAGAAGCGGCUUAGUCAUGAUGGCCACAUGACCCGGAAGCUGUACGCCGGCUCCCUCGGCCAGUAAAGCAAGAUGAGCGCCGCAACCCCAGAGUCGUCCGCGACGUUACCUAACUGUCAGGCGUCCCUUUACCUUUAUGUAGGCUAUAGAAGCUGUAGUAUAUUUCUAUGGGGGGGGGCAGGAGGAGAGAAGAGGAAAGCAAGCCUUCAACCACCAGUUAUGUCUAUGUCUCAACCAGAAAGUACCGUAUUUUUCGCUCUAUAGGACGCACCGGACCAUAGGAGGGGGAGAACGGGGGGGGGGGAUUUUUUCUUGUUCUCCCCCUCUAAAACAAGGUGCGUUCAAGGUGCAUUCACCCAAAGCCUCCGGAGCGCAGCGGGAGUUCCCGCUGCGCUCUGGAGGCUUCAGGCGGCUACCUUGGAAGCCUGGAGAGCGAGAGGGGUCGGUGCACACUGACCCCUCUCGUUCUCCAGGCUUCAAUGAAGGCAACCCGAAGCCUCUGGAGCACGCAGGGAGUUCCCGCUGGGCUCCGGAGGCUUGGCUUCAGGUUCCUUUCGACCUGCUCUUUAGGGCUGGCGGGGGGGAGCGCUGCUUUCCCCCACCGCCAGCCCCAAAGAGCAGGUCGGGGAACAGCGAAAAGGCUGUGCGCAGCCUUGCCGCUGCCCCCCGAGCUUGUGGGGGAGCACUGCUUUCCCCCACCACCAGCCUCAAAGAUCCCUGAAGCCUUUGGAGCGCAGCGCGAGGUCCCACUGCGCUCCAAAGGCUUCAGGGAUAGCUUUGCACAGCCAUCCCCAAGCUAGAAGAGCGAGACGGAACCCUCCGUAUCGCUGUUCUGGCUUGGGAACAGCCUUUCUAGCCUCUGCAGGGCAGCGGGGUGAAGGCACCCUGUUGCCCUGCACAGUGGCGUAGCGUGGGGGGUGCAGGGGGGGCCGGCCGCACUGGGCGCAACAUCUGGGGGUUAGGGUUAGGGGGCGCAAAUCCACGGGUUAGGGGGUGCAAAUUACUUGCCUUGCCCCGGGUCCUGACAACCCACGCUACGCCCCUGGCACUGCAGAGGCUUUGUGUGCAGCCAUCCCCAAGCUAGAACAGCGAGAUGGAGCGCUCUGCAGCGCUCUGUCUCCCUGUUCUGGCUUUGGGCUUAGCCGCGCAGCCUGCAUUCGCUCUAUAGGAUGCACACACAUUUCACCUUAAUUUUUGGAGGGGGAAAAGUGCGUCCUACAGAGCGAAAAAUACGUUAUAGCCAGAGACAUUUCAGCAAAUUUUAAAAAUCCACCUGGACAGAAAUUUUACCCCUGAAAAAGAGGAUGUGUCCUGGAAAAAGGGGGCACAUGGCCACUCUAUUCACGGGGGGGGGGGCUGUGGCUGGUGGGGCUCACCCUUGCACUUUUCCCUUUCCAGACGCAACCAUGGCCAGAGUCCCAGAUGUGCUGCUGAGAGACAUCAGGUGAGAAUCUUCCCCGCUUUCCUUGCUGGGUCAUCUGCACUCCUGGUACCUGCUUAUGCAGAGGCAGAAGCAGGGUUUUCUGUGGUGGGGUGUGAUGGGUGGCCCCAUAGGAAGUCAUGGAGCGCCCCCCGCCCCCCCAGUCCAUGAACCUCAUCAUUGCUCCUCAGCAGGGCCCUUCUCAGGACUGACCUACUUGCUGCCUGGAACAGAGCACAAGAUGCUCACAAACACCACAGCUUUGCAUGCAACUUGGGUGGCUGUAAAAGAGGAGUAGGUUGUCAAUGGCUACUAGCCGUUGCCAGAGGCUGCGCUCUGCGUUCCCAGUUGAAGGCAGCAAUGCUCCCGGAUGCCAGUUGCUGGCAAACUGGGGGACCGGAGAGGACUCUUGCGCUCCAAACCUGCUAGCAGGUUUCCCCUAAAGGGAACUACAACUAAUCCCAUAAUUGGAACUACAACUAAUCCAGAAUGCAGCAACUAGACUGGUGACUGGGAGAGGCCGCCGAGACCACAUAACACCCGUCUUGAAAGACCUACACUGGCUCCCAGUACGUUUCUGAGCACAAUUCAAAGUAUUGGUGCUGACCUUUAAAGCCCUAAACGGCCUCGGUCCAGUAUAUCUGAAGGAGCGUCUCCACCCCCAUCAUUCUGCCCAGACGCUGAGGUCCAGCACCGAGGGCCUUCUGGUGGAUCCCUCACUACGAGAAGCCAAGUUACAGGGAACCAGGCAGAGGGCCUUCUCGGUAGUGGCACCCACCCUGUGGAACGCCCUCCCACCAGAUGUCAAAGAGAACAACAACUACCAGACUUUUAGAAGACAUCUGAAGGCAGCCCUCUUUAGGGAAGCUUUUAAUGUUUGAUGCAUUACUGUACAGUGGUACCUCGGGUUACAUACGCUUCAGGUUACAGACUCUGCUAACCCAGAAUUAGUACCUUGGGUUAAGAACUUUGCUUCAGGAUGAGAACAAGAAUCGUGCUGUAGCGGCGCAGCGGCAGCAGGAGGCCGCAUUAGCUAAAGUGGUGCUUCAGAUUUAGAACAGUUUCAGGUUAAGAACAGACCUCCAGAACGAAGGAGGUACCACUGUAUUUUAAUAUUUUGUUGAAAGCCGCCCAGAGUGGCUGGGGAAGCCCAGCCAGAUGGGCGGGGUAUAAAUAAUAAAUAAUUAUAUUAUUAUUAUAAUGGGCACCUGGUUGGCCACGGUAAGAACAGAAUGCUGUACCAAAUGGACCAUUGGCCUGAUCCAGCAGACGCUUCUGAUGUUCUUACACAGAAGCCAAAUCUACCAGCAGCUGAAUCUUGCCUCCAUGCCAGCAACCUUGAGGGCCAGGGGCUUAUGACAGAGACUCAGUCCAGGUACCCACAGCUCAUACCCCCAAGGAAACAGUGCGGAGCAGAGGCAGAAGAUGCUGGGGGGCCGAGCAGCUAUGAAUGCCAUGCAGGUGCCAGACUCCAUAUUGUCCUUUGCCUUAAGCAACUAAAUCUCUUGGCCUGGAGGAACAGCCUUCCUUGCUUGUUGUUAGCCGCUCUGAGCCCGGCUUUGGCUGGGGAGGGCAGGAUAUAAGUAAAAAAUUAUUAUUAUUAUUGCUUUCCAGCAGUUGUCACCUGAGACAGUUCCUGCCUCCCUCUGCCAAUCUUCAUUUGUACCGUAUUUUUCGCUCUAUAAGACGCACCUGACCACAAGACGCACCUAGUUUUUGGAGGAGGAAAACAAGAUAUGAUAUUUAUUAAAAUUUCAAAAGAAAAAGAUUACAUUAAUAAGAAAAUUAACAAUAAAAAGGAAAAAUACAAGGUACAAAAAAGAAAAAACAGUUAAAAACAAUUCCAUCUUUUCAUCACUUCUCUUACAUUUACUUGUUUCCCGGACCUCCUCAUACCUCCCUCUUUUGUAUUCCAAUUCAAUUUGUUAGUCCAGCAAUUCCUUUCCCUCCUUUUUAAUCCUGAUCUUUAAUCUUAAUAUAUUAUAACAUUAAAUUUUUACGUAUUAAAAACCAAUUUUUCCAUAUUCUUUUAUACCAUUACAGCUAGAAACCACUUAACUUCAAUCCGACAUCAUUCUAACAUUCAUUAAUUUUACAAUAUUUCUGUAAGUAGUCUUUAAAUUUCUUCCAAUCUUCUUCCACCGACUCUUCUCCCUAGUCUCGGAUUCUGCCAGUCAUUUCCGCCAAUUCCAUGUAGUCCAUCAUUUUCAUCUGCCAUUCCUCCAGUGUGGGUAGAUCUUGUGUCUUCCAAUGCUUUGCAAUAAGUAUUCUUGCUGCUGUUCAGAAUCUAAACUCUCUUCUUCACCUCCUUCCCCGUCCCCCUUCCCUUCUAGUGAGGAAGAGAUGGAGAUGGAGUUCUCAUUCGGUAACGAGGUAAGAAACCUUCAGCAUUUUGGCGGGUGGGAAGGGAAAACCCCAUAACCCAGCUCACCCCCUUAUUCAGCUCCCACUUGGGAAGAAGGGUGGCUUGCAAGGCUAUCAGAGUGGCUUCAAUAGUACCCAGAGGGCAGGGGAGGCUUGGGGCUCAGCCCAGGAAUUCGCCCUUCCAGGCAGAGAGCCGUAGGCCAAGGUGUUUUUCACCUGGCAUUUAAGCACAGUGCCACAGUUAGGCUCAGUGCCCUUGUUGGGGAGGGACACAGCCCCAGAUCUUUUCCGCCAGGCCCCCAGGCCUCCUGCUCUUCCUCCCUCUACCCUCCCCUAUGAAAAACACUGUUCAGAAUAGCGGCGUGAAUGAGCUGUCAAUGAAGAUAACACAAUGAAAUUUUCUUUUCUUUUCAAUAUAUUUUUUAUUGAAUUUUACACAAUUUUUCCAACACAAGAUGACAAAUCCUUGGCUGUCGUAGCCUAGGACUUCCAUCAACCUCUUCUAAUGGUUUUCUGAAUUCCUUUCCAAUUACCGAAUUUUUCCGCUCCAUAAGACGCACCUGACCACUUUUUUACAUUCCCACCACACGCGGUGAAACGUGCCCUCUUUUUCUUUACAUUUCCAACAUGUAUUACCGUAUUUGUUUUAUACAUCUUGGCUAGUUUCACCAGUGUUAUAUACCAUCUGUACACCAUUUUCAUUAUAUUUUCUUUUAAUGCACUGCAGGCAGUAAAGUUUAUUCCUUCUCUCCAUAACCUCCCCCAAUUGUCUAUUGGUAUAGGUAAAGGUAAAAGGACCCCUGACCAUUUAGGUCCAGUCGUGGCCGACUCUGGGGUUGCGGCGCUCAUCUUGCUUUACUGGCCGAGGGAGCUGGCGUACAGUCAGGUGGCCAGCAUGACUAAGCCGCUUCUGGCGAACCAGAGCAGCGAACGGAAACGCCAUUUACCUUCUCGCCAAAGCAGUACCUAUUUAUCUACUUGCACUUUGACGUGCUUUCGAACUGCUAGGUUCGCAGGAGCAGGGAAACCAGAGCAGAGCAUGGAAACACCGUUUACCUUCCCACCAGAGUGGUACCUAUUUAUCUAUGGGGAGCUCACCCCAUCGCAGGGAUUCGAACCGCCGACCUUCUGAUCGGCAAGUCCUAGGCUCUGUGGUUUAACCCACAGCGCCACCUGUGUCUAUUGGUAUAUUAUGCCCUAUAUCUUUAGCCCAAUGUAUCAUUACUACAACGAAAAUUUCUAAACAGCAACAAUUAAUAACUGCACCUUUAUUCAAAACCCAGUUGGAACGGUUUAGCUGAAUUAAUUUAACAGAACUGAUGAACUUGAUCUGGUGAUACCAGCUUUGCAAAGUCUGAUAUACCUCCAGUGCCUCCUGCUGCCUGCUUGCCUUUUAGCAUUCUGCCCCCUAGCGAAUCCCACUGCCCCACACUGCUCUGAGGGAACAAAUAAAGAGGGGGGGUCCACAUCUGUGAUGACCUGCUGCUGCUGCUGCUACUGCUGCUGCUGCAGUGCUUACAAAAAGAAAAACCUGGAUAUUCUGCAACCUGAAGAAAGGCUAACAAUAUAAUAAUAAUAAUAAUAAUAAAAAUACAUUUUUAUUUAUACCCCACCCUUCCCGGUUCAAAAACCGGGCUCAGGGCAGCUAACAACAAAUUUAAAACACUUAAUUGCAAAAGCAGCAUAAAAUACAGUAUAAAAACAUGAAUAACAAUAAAAUUCAAAAGUCAGACAUCAAUUUAGGGGAAAUAAGCAUUAGAUAAUCCCCAGGGCUAGCUGGCUGAAUUGGUCCUACUUGGGCCAGUGAGGAGGAGGCCUGGGGAGAAUUAGCUGUGGGGUCUCAGAGAGGGUAAUCUUCAUAAAAGGGGAGGGGGAGGGAAGAGAAGGGAAACAAAAGAUCUGGCUGAAUUCAAAUUAAAUGCCAGAUGGAAUAGCUCUGUCUUAUAGGCCUGACAGAAGGAGGUUAAAUCCUAAAGUCUCAUGGGACAGAGCAUCCCACCAGGUCGGAGCCAUCACUGAAAAGGCCCUGGCCCUCACUCCCCGCGAUGGAGUGAGCUCCCCUUGCUCGGUCCCUGCUCCUGCCAACCUAGCAGUUUGAAAGCAGGUAAAGUGCAAGUAGAUAAAUAGGUACCGCUCCGGCAGGAAGGUAAACAGCGUUUGCGCGCGCUGCUCUGGUUCGCCAGAAGCGGUUUAGUCAUGCUGACCACAUGACCCGGAACCUGUAAGCCGGCUCCCUUAGCCAAUAAAGCGAGAUGAGCGCCACAACCCCAGAGUUGGCCACGACUGCACCUAAUGGUCAGGGGUCCCUUUACCUUUUUAGCAUAUCUCCUCUUAGUCAUCUUCUCUCCAAACUUAAACAUAUUCAACUCCCUCAAGAGUUCCUCAUAAGGAAGGAAGAGGGAUUGACCUGGUUUCUUCUGAAGUUCUGGCCUAGGAUGUUACUUCUGCUCCUCUGAUAAGGCUGUAGCUUAGUUAUCUGGCUGUAACUGCUCUUUACGUACUUAAUUUCUACGCAUGUGUAAAGCUAAGGCUGAGAGAUGCCUCUCUAUACGCUUGUGUAAAGUAAAUGCCUUGCGGACUCCACCUUUGUGUGUUCCCCAGUGGCGGCUGUAGUUCCGGCCGAGCAAAGCUGCCUCAAACGUUACAGCUCGGUCUGGUUAGAAUUACAGACUUGGAAGGGGCACUGCAGUGGUCAUCCAGCCCAACCCCCUGCAAUGCAGGGAUCACACAAAAAAGCAUUCCUGUUAGAUGGCUGCCCAACCUCUGUUCAAAAACCUCCAAUGAAGGAAAGUCCACCACCUUCCACUGUGGAACAGCUCUUGCCACCAGAAAGUUAUUCUGAAUGUUUAGUUGGAAUCUCUUUUCUUGUAACGGAGAGACAGUGUGGUGCAAUGGUACCUACGGGACCACCUCUCCUGGUAUGCCCCACAGAGGACCUUAAGGUCCAUAAAUAGCAACACCCUAGAGGUCCCUAAGGAAGUUAGAUUAGCCUCAACCAGAGCCAGGGCCUUUUCAACAUUGGCUCCAGCCUGGUGGAACGCUCUGUCUCACGAGACCAGGGCCCUGCGAGAUCUGAUUUCUUUCCUCAGAGCCUGUAAGACAGAGUUGUUCCACCUAGCCUUUGGCUUGGAAUCAACUUGAUCCCCUCCCCCUCUUUCCUUUUUCCUUUCUCCUUCUGUGAGGGAACUCCUAUUUGGGGACUUCCCUGGCUUUUUUCUGGCCCAGUCUGGAUAGUUGGCCUUGGUGAAGAUUUGACGUUUUCAUCCCCAAAAAGUUUUUGAUUUGAGUUUCUACUGAAAUAAGGCUGCUGUUGUAUUUUAAUAUUGUUUUUAAGUUGUAUUUCAAUCAAUUGUUUUUAUACCUGGUGUUAGCCGCCCUGAGCCUGGUGUUGGCUGGGGAGGGCGGGGUAUAAAGAAUUAUUAUUAUUAUUAUUAUUAUUAUUAUUAUUAUUAUUAUUAUGUUUGAUCUGAAAGAUGAGGGUUCCCACUUGGCCAUGAACCUCUCGAGGUAACCUUGGGCCAGUCACCGUCUCUCAGCCUACGUCACAGAGUUGUUGCAGAGAUUAAAUAAGGAAAAAAGAGAUAUAAAUGCAGUAAACAACAACAGCAUUAGUCAGUUGAAGAAAAUUGCCCCCCCCCCCCGUGAACCAGUAAAAGGUCCUGAGCAUUUUUUAAAAAAAAAUAAAAAUUUUUGAUUUUCCAAAAAAAAUUUAAACAAACAUAAAUGUCAACCAUAUUUAAACCAAUCUUAGUGACAUUGUUAAGUGACUGCCUCGUAUCCCCCUAGUUGAAUUUCAGUGUAUAUCGUUUUAACAGUUUUCCAAAAUCAAAUUUUCUCAUAAAAUUAACUUAAUCACUUAACGUCUUUCUUUCUUUCUGUUUUAGCAUUAAACAUAUUAAUUCCUAACAUUACAUAUUUAAAUCCUAAGUCUAUCUGAUAUUUGCAAGCUUUUCCAAUUAAAUUAACUUAACAUAUUUAAAGUUUGACCAAACUGCGGGAGGCAGUAGAAGACAGGAGUGCCUGGCGUGCUCUGGUCCAUGGGGUCAUGAAGAGGCGGACACGACUAAACGACAAGAACAACAACAACAACAUAUUUAACUAAAUAGUCUUUGCAUUUCAUCCAUUCCUCCUGGUACUCCUCCUCCUCCUGGUCGCGGACUCUUCCAGUCAGGUUAGCUAGCUCCAAAAAACCCAUCAUCUUCAUCUGCCAUCCCUCCAUUGUAGGGACUUCUUGUGUUUUCCAAUUCUUAGCUAACAAAAUUCUUGCUGCAGUUGUGGCAUACAAAAACAAUUUGACAUCUUUCUUGGGCAAUUCCAAACCUGUUAUUCCAAGAAGCGCCUGAGCAUUCUUAUCAGCAGCAGACAACAGCAGCAACCACUUCCUUCCCUCGGGUGCCCGAGAGCCAAGCCCUUGGCUGGGUGCAAUGGGAGCAGGCGGAAGAGAAGGGGCGAAUGCAGGGUGCAUUUGGAGGGAGCGGCAGGAGGUCUCUUCAGAAUGAGCCAGGGCUGCUCCCCCUAGCUCUUUCCAUAAGGGUACACCUUGCGCUGUUUGUUCCAAGGCCCCUUUCUGACUAUUCCAGCUGAUUUCCCCCCUAUAGAUCUCCUUCUAUCAGUCGUUCCAGCACGCAGGUAUCCUUUCCGUUCUAGAAGAUGCCGCAACCAAGCCCAGCACGCAGCCACCGAGACGGAGAAGGCCCAGCCGCAGCAGGCUGUUCACAGAUGCCGACCUGAGUGCGAUGCUGACCAGCAACUUGGUGGAAGGUACUAAGCUCCCUCUAUUCAGCCCGUCCCAGUUUUGAGUGGUGAGGAGGUCCAAAGGAUGGCAGUGCUCUAAAAGGGGAUUGGAUGUCCUCAUGGAGGAGGAAGCCAUUGACAGCUACUAGCCAUUACGGCCGGGCUCUGGCUCCACAGUUGGAGGCAGCAGUGCUUCUGAAUGUCCGUUGCUGGAAACCACAGGAGGGGAGAGGGUCCUAGUGGUCAAAUCCUGCUUGCUGGUUUUCUACAGGGAUUUGGGUGGCCCCUGUGAGACAGGAAGCUGGACUUAGACGGUCCAUUCGGCUGAUCCAACAGGCUCUGCUUAUGUUCUUUUUUUAAUCUAUAUAUAUAAAUUUUUAUUAGUUUUUUAACAUACCAUUUUCAACAGUAAUUAAACAUACUUUUACAUCUCAUACAAUUUUUUGACUUCCAUCAAUCCUGUCUGAAAAUUUUCCAAUCUAAUCUCUUAGUAUACAUUUCUUAUUUCCCCUAUUACAUUUAAUACUCAUAACCAAUAUCUCUAUUCUUUAUCUAAUUUGUAACGUUUCAUAUAUUUCUCCUUACAAAGCUUCUUGUAAUCCUACUAGCGUAAUUGGUUGAUUACAAUUGCUCUUCAAAUAGUUCAUAUACUUCUUCCAAUCUUCUGUAAAUCUCUGUUCCCACAGGUUUCAAAUCCUUCCUGUCAUUUUGUCCAGUUCUGCAUAGUCCAUUAAUUUUGUCUGCCAUUCUUCUUUCAUCGGAAUUUCUUCUUGCUUCCAUUUCUGGGCUAACAAUACUCUUGCUGCUGUUGUUGCAUAUAAAAACAGUUUAACAUCUUGCCUAUUAAUAUCCUGACCUAUAAUACCAAGUAAAAAUGCUUCUGGAUUUUUAAAAAAGGUAUAUUUCAACAUCUUUUUUAUCUCGUUAUAUAUCAUUUCCCAGAAGUUCUUUACUUUCUUACACUCCCACCAUAUAUGCUAAAAUGUUCCUUCUGGCUCUGCUUAUGUUCUUAUGCAAGUUCCCACAUGGCCAUGAGGCUCGCUGGGUGACAUUAGCCCCACCUAAUGCGGGUGGCGCUGUGGGUAAACCACAGAGCCUAGGACGUGCCGAUCAGAAGGUCGGUGGUUCGAAUCCCCGCGACGGGGUGAGCUCCCGUUGCUCGGUCCCUGCUCCUGCCAACCUAGCAGUUCGAAAGCCCGCCAAAGUGUAAGUAGAUAAAUAGGUAGCGCUCCGGCGGGAAGGUAAACGGCGUUUCCGUGCGCUGCAACCCCAGAGUCAGUCACGACUGGACCUAAUGGUCAGGGGUCCCUUUACCUUUACCUUUACCCUACCUCACAGGGAAACAUGAGCUGGCAGAGAACCAUGUGUACCAAUCUGAGGUCUUUAGAGGAUAAAGAUGUGUUAAGAUUGGGAGAAUAUCGCUUCCACCAGAAGGAGCGACGAGAGGAUUGUUCUGGAAGGGUUGUAGCAAGAGCUUCCAAGUCUUGCUGGCCUUUCCCUUGUGCUGACCAUAAUGCUCCCUGUUCCCUCUUGCAUGUCCAGGUCCAUCCUCCUUUGCUGAAGCCAGCCUUGUGUCUUCAGGGCUUCCGUCUGCUUACACCUAUGACAAGGUGCAAAGGUGGACCAUCCAAGAUCUGGACAACAAGUGCUUUUUCCUGGACGGGACCCCAGGGCAGCCCAAGCUCCUUGCCUUGCACUUACAAGUCAACGACAAGCCAGGUAAGGAAUCAUGUAAGUGUAGAGCUAGAAGGGACCCUCCGGGGUCAUCUAGUCCAGUGUUUCCCAACCUUGGGCCUCCAGCUGUUUUCGAACUACAAUUCCCAUCAUCCCUGACCACUGGUCUUGCUAGCUGAGGAUUAUGGGAGUUGUAGUCCAAAAACAGCUGGAGGCCCAAGGUUGGGAAAUGCUGAUCUAGUCCAACCCCCUGCAAAGCUAAAUAAUCUCUCACUGAUGGCCAUCCAACCUCUGCUUUAAAAUCUCCAAUGAAGGAGAAUCUGCCGCCUUCUGAGGGAGUCCAGUUGCACUGUGCAAUGGCUCUUACCAGCAGAAAGUUCUUCCUAACAUUUUUUUUAAAUGAUAUUUAUUAAAAUUUCAAAGAAUACAAAAACAAAAAAUAAAAAUACAAGAAAAUACAAGAUACAGAAAAAAGAAUAAAAUUUUUAAAAUAUAACAAAAAAAAGAAAAAUAAAGAAAAACAUACAAGAUAAAAACAGUUAAAAACACGUUAACUUUCCAUAGCAUAUCUUCCUUACCCUUAUUUCCCUGGACCUCCUCCUACCUCCCUUUUUGUAUUCCAGUUCAGUUUGUUAGUUCAGCAAAUCCUUACCAUAAGCUUUUACCCAUUUGUAAACCAUUUUUCGUAUCUCUUAAAGCAUUACAGCUGGAAACCACUUAGUUUCUAUCCAACAUCCUUCUAAGAUUCAUUAAUUUUACAAUAUUUCUGUAAAAAGUAUUUAAAUUUCUUCCAGUCUUCUUUCACCGACUCUUCUCCCUGGUCUCGGAUUCUGCCAGUCAUUUCUGCCAAUUCCAUGUAGUCAAUCACCUUCAUCUGCCAUUCUUCCAGAGUGGGUAGAUCUAGUGUCUUCCAAUGCUUUGCAAUGAGUAUUCUUGCUGCUGUUGUAGCAUACAUAAAGAAAGUUCUGUCCUUCUUUGGCACCAAUUGGCCGACAAUGCCCAGGAGAAAGGCCUCUGGUUUCUUCAAGAAGGUAUAUUUAAAUACCUUUUUCAGUUCAUUAUAUAUCAUUUCCCAGAAAGCCUUAAUCUUUGGGCAAGUUCUUCCUAACAUUUACUCAGAAUCUCCUUCCUUGCCAUUUGAACCCAUUGGUCUGGGUUCUGCCCUCUGGAGCAGCAGAAGACAAGCUGGCUCCAUCUUCUGUGGGACAGCCCUUCAGAUAUUUGAAAGUGCCAGCUCGCCACCUCUCCAUCUUCCCUCAUACACCAGCCUCCCUCCUUUCUCCUGCCAAGCACCACUGUAGGGCGAGUUAUAGAUGCUCCAAGGCAUCUGGAGGGUGCCAGGGUGUGGCAGGCUGGCCAAUGUCCAUGCUAGGUCUGCCUCCAAUGGUCUCCAACAGUUUGGUCAAUGAAAGAUAGGGAAACAAUAAGAGGGUCUUCUCUGUGCUAGCUCCCAGUUUGUGGCAUGCCCAGCCUCCUCAUGGCAUAUAUUUCGAUGUCAGGGCAAGGUACAUCUUUUUGCAGGUGGAGGGCGAGAUCAGAACAUCCCUGGCAUCUAAUGCUUAUGUAUCAGGUCAGAGGUCAGCAAACUAUUUCAGCAGGGGGCCGGUCCACUGUCCCUCAGACCUUGUGGAAAUGAACAAAUUCCUAUGCCCCAGAAAUAACCCAGAGAUGCAUUUUAAAUACAGUGGUACCUCGGUUUACAUACGCUUCAGGAUACAUACGCUUCAGGUUACAGACUCCGCUAACCCAGAAAUAUUACUUUGCUUCAGGAUGAGAUGUGAAAUUGUGCUCCGGCAGUGCGGCGGCAGCAGGAGGCCCCAUUAGCUAAAGCGGUGCUUCAGGUUAAGAACAGUUUCAGGUUAAGAACGGACCUCCGGAACGAAGUACUUAACCCGAGGUACCACUGUACAGUCAUACCUCGGGAUGAAUACGCUUCAGCUUAAAUAUUUUUGGGUUGCGCUCCGUGGCAACCCGGAAGUAAUGGAGCUCAUUACUUCUGGGUUUUGCCGCAUGCGCAGAGGCUCAAAAUGAAGUCAUGUGCGUAAGUGGCGAAAUGCGAAAUUUUUUUUUUUUUUGUAUUUUUCUUUUUUUUCUUUCACUUUUUCUUAUUUUGAAUUUUUAUUCAUAUGGUGGGAAGGGGUUUGUUUUUUUCUUCUUUUUCUACUUUGUCAACUAUUUUUAUUUUGUACUUUUUUCUGCUUCUAUUUUAUUUUUUAUUUUUUGUAACAUUUUGAAAAUUUCAAUAAAUAUCUAUUUAAAAAAAAAGAAAGAAAUGCGACCCGCGCAGACGCACAGUCGCGUCUUUUUUUUUUUUUUUUUUUUUUCAAGUAAAUUUUUAUUCAGAAUUUGUAUAAAGAAAAGAAAAAAGAACUAACAAAUACAAAAAUAAACAUUUUAACAAAAAAUAUUCAUCCUAUUUACAAUAUAAAAAUAUGUUCAUACAAAAAUAAUAUAACCAUUAGGCUCUCCUUAGCCUUUUGACUUCCCUUCACCUUGGUAAGUAUCAAUUAAGUCCCGGGCUGCGCAAUUAGUUUAUUAAAGUCUAUAGUUGGUUAGCUGACACAGUUUUUCUAAUACCGCCAGUUCCUAUGCUAUCCGUUCCAAUAUAUUUCCAAAACUCCAAUGAAAUUCUGGUCGUUCUUGGUCUCAGUAUUCUGCCUGUUAAUCUAUCUAGCUCGGCAUAGUUGAUCAUUUUGACCUGCCAGUCACGGUGUUAGGAAUGGUUUCUAUCUUCCAGCCAGCAUAAUCUGCGGCUGUAGGCAUGAGAAACAUUUUAUCUCAUUUAUUUCCUACCCAUUAUUCCCAGCAAAAAAAGGCCUUCAGGUCUCUUGGGAAAGUGUAUUUAAAAACUUUUGGUUCACAUAGAUUGCUUCCAAAAACCUUCACCUUGCUGCAUUGCCACCACAUAUGGUAGAGGUCUCCCUCCCCUUCACCACAUUUCCAGCAUGUCUUAUUUUCUGAUCUAUAGAUUUUAGCCAAUUUUGCCGGCGUAAGCAGACGCACAGUCGCGUCUUACAUUCGCUUCAGGAUGCGAAUGGGGCUCCAGGACGGAUCCUGUUCACAUCCAGAGGUAACACUGUAAAAGAACACAUUCUACUCAUGUAAAAACACCAGGCAGGCCCCACAAAUAACCCAGAGAUGCAUUUUAAAUAAAAGAACACAUUCUACUCAUGUAAAAACAUGCUGAUUCCCAGACCGUCCGCGGGCCGGAUUUAGAAGGUGUUUGGGCCUUAUUCGGCCCCCGAGCCUUAGUUUGCCUACCCAUGCAUUAAGGUAAAGGGACCCCGGACCAUUAGGUCCAGUCGUGACUGACUCUGGGGUUGCGGCGCUCAUCUCGCUUUAUUGGCCGAGGGAGCCAGCGUACAGCUUCUGGGUCACGUGGCCAGCAUGACUAAGCCGCUUCUGGCGAACCAGAGCGAACAGAAACGCCGUUUACCUUCCCGCUGGAGCGGUACCGAUUUAUCUACUUGCAUUUUGACAUGCUUUCAAACUGCUAGGUUGGCAGGAGCAGGGACAGAGCAACGAGAGCUCACCCCGUCGCGGGGAUUCGAACCGCCGACCUUCCAAUCGGCAAGUCCUAGGCUCUGUGGUUUAACCCACAGCGUCACCCGCGUCCCUUACCCAUGCAUUAGGUGGUUCAAAUGUACCAAGUUGCAUGGGACCCACUAUGAAAUUUAUAAAUGUUCAUAAAUAAAAUGAAAGAGGGGAAAUCUAGCGCCAAGUAGGACCUCCUUCUUGAGCUGUGAAAGUCUGCUGACCUGGGUUACAUGAAAAAGUAUCCCAAGAGAGCGAUACGGCCUGCAUUUCAAGUCUAGACGUUUCAGCAGGGAAUCGGUGAGGACAUCAGCUGGGGCAGAGGCAGGAGACCAGAAACCCACCCUGUGCCUGAUCUAUGAUUCUGUGUACUGGAAGUGCACACCCAGGAGCAGGGGGCUUAGAGAGACAUAGCCAAAGCUCAGGCUUCUGGACCUUGAGCUCAUCAGAACUGAGGCAGGAUUUCCCUUUGGUUUCUUCCCAGUGGAACUGGACCUGCGUUUCUAUCGCUCACCGCUGGGCAGCGAUGCCAACUCUGGGCAGCUGGUCGCUCUGGACAUUGUCGACAGCAAGCUGUACUUGACGUGCGUCAAGGAGGGAGAUGGCUGCCGCCUGCAGCUGGAGGUGAGUAGAGUAGUGAGUAGGAGGUGAGCAGUAGGGCUCCAGCGCCCCCCACAAAAUGCAUGGUGCUCCUCAGCAUAGCUGUCUACCGUCCCUUAUUUGGCGGGAAACUCCCUUAUCCCAGUGUUGUGUCCCGCUGCUGUCCCUUAUUGAUGAUGUCCCUUAAAUUUCCCGGGUUUCAAAGGAAGCAGCUCCUCUCCCUCCCUCCUCCAGGGAGGAGGGAGGCUCCAACUGUGUUGCUUGGCUGCGUUGCUCACCCAAUAAGGAGUCAAAGAACGACUGGGGGCUGGAGCUUGCAUGCCUUGUGCCGAUCAAAUCGGCCGCGUUGCCUGGGGACUCGCCUUUGCUCAGCGCUUCCCAGCGGAGAGGUGACGGUGGUUUUCCUUGCUGCAUCCCCUUUGCCGGGUUGCUGCACUGUGGGAACCACCGCUUGAGGCUUCGUUUGGCUGCUGGCUGGGCUUUCUGCCUUUGGCUCGGAGGGGCUCAGAAGUCGAACAUACCUGUGCCCGGAAAAUCCCUUAUUUUGGCUGCUGAUCCCUUAUUUUCGAGGCUGCUGGUCCCUUAUUUUCAAAUCUGUAAGUUGACAGCUAUGCUCCUCAGGCAGCUCUGUGUGGCCCCCAAGACUCUGGCUGUGUGUGCUGGGGAGUGUGGCAGCCCCCUGACCGCUCUCCCUUUCCUCUAGGAAGCGGAGAAGCCCCUGAAGGAAAUCUCCGGAGACAACCAGAAGUACCUUUUUUAUUACAAGCCCACCAGCCCAGCGAGCGAAACCUUCACUUUCCAGUCCCUGAUCUGUCCCGGGUGGUACAUGGCCACCCCAAACGAUAACGGCUACGUACAGAUGCACAACGUCAUCGGAGAACGUUUCUACACCGACUUUCAUUUAUUUUUAUAACCAUUAAUGUUUUCAGCCACAGUGGUAUGUUGGUUGGUUGGUUAUCUUUUUAGGCUGCCUGAAUUUCUCAGGGCCACGUAUGUACCACGUAUGGAAAUCCCAAUUCCUGUGCUUGCAGGUUAUACUAUUUAUUUAUUUAUUUGUCUAUUUAUUUAUUUAUUUCAUAAAAUUUAUACACCACUUCAUUGUAAAAAAAAAAAAAACUCUCAGAGCAGUUUUUGUCGACAUGUUUUUUAUCAUGUAUAUACUGUAUAUGGAAAUGUUGCAUUUAUUUAUUUGUUUAUUCAUUCACUUGCUUAUUUAUUUAUUUAUUAGCAUUGACCGACUUGAACAUUUUGAUGCUUACUGGAAGGAAUUUUUUUUAUUUUAUUUCAAGUACAGCAGACCAACACGGCUACACAACAUUCACCUACACAGUUUCCAAAUUCCAAAAGGAUAUCAUAGAUGACAAGUCUAAAUUGUUAAAGAAGGCAUAUAAUAUCCUGUUGGAAUGGGAAACAAAAGAUGAGGAAGUUAAAGCAGUAAUGAUUAAGUGGGCACAAGAUAUAGGUCACAACAUACAAUUAAACGACUGGAUAAGGCUUUGGAAAGUGAACUUGAAGUUUACGGAUUGUAUAUUGCUGAAAGAGAACUAUAUGAAAAUGAUGUAUAGGUGGUAAAGGUAAAGGGACCCCUGACCGUUAGGUCCAGUCAUGGCCAACUCUGGGGUUGCAGCGCUCAUCUCGCUUUACAGGCCAAGGGAGCCGGCAUUUGUCCGCAGACAGCUUCCGGGUUAUGUGGCCAGCAUGACUAAGCUGCUUCUGGCAAACCAGAGCAGCGCACGGAAACGCUGUUUACCUUCCCGCCGGAGCGUUACCUAUUUAUCUACUUGCACUUUGACGUGCUUUCGAACUGCUAGGUUGGCAAUAGCUGGGACUGAACAACGGGACCUUCUGACUGGCAAGCCCAAGGCUCAGUGGUUUAGACCACAGCGCCACCCGCAUCCCAUUAAAACUGGCCAAAAUGUACAAAACAGAACAAAAGAACUGUUGGAGAUGUAAAGAAGGAGAAGGUACAUUUUAUCAUAUGUGGUGGGAUUGUAAGAUUAUUAAAAAGUUUUGUGAAAUGAUAUAUAACGAUUUGAAAAAAAAUGUUUAAAAUAACUUUUGUGAAGAAACCAGAAGCCUUUCUGUUAGGUAUUCUAGGACAAGAAAUGUCGAAGGAAAAUCAGACAUUAUUUAUGUAUGCUACUACAGCAGCAAGAAUUUUAACAGCACAAAACUGGAAGACUGGAGAUAUACCAUCAAGAGAACAAUAAGAAAAAUUUAUGAGAUAGGCAGAACUGGCAAAGUUAACGAACAAACUGUGUAAAAAGGAUAAUAGUGACUUUGGAAAAGAAUGGGAACCUUUUACAACAUACUCGCAGACACAACAAAAAAACAUGGACCCGUUGGCAGAAUUUCUAUAAACAUUUACAAUUUUCUUUAUAGAAAACAAGAAAUACAAUUAGUGAUAACAGAACAUUAUGUAUAAACAGCAGAAUGUAACAUUUGGUUUAAUAAACCAGAAAUGGAAGGUGGGGGAAGUCAACGGGGAGGGGGAAACUAGAAAAUGGAUGUUAAAUGAUGAUGUUGAAUAUUUGUUUGAGAAAAGAAAAUCAAUAAAAAUUGUUUUUU